AGUGAAACUAGUAUGACUUCAGAAGUUUCCCAGGCUCAACUUUCCUUUAGGGUCGCACGAAUUUUAAUACGCGAAUAAUUUUAUGUGAAAGAUUAAUGACUAAAAGUGUUUCAUAAAUUCAAUACUUUACUUAAUAUUAAAUAAUUAUACGUUUAUUGAACACAUAUUAAAGCAAUGGCGACAAUGGAUAUGGAAUUAAAAAAGGCGUUUACAGAAGUGCAAAUCAAUCGCAUUGAGACGACGAAAAAAAUUAAUAUGCUAGACAUCAAGCAUGACAUGGUUAAGACUGGAAAACACAAAUGUAUUCUCACUGAAAAGGGCACAAGCGAUCUUCCAGAUGAUGCAAGAGUCUAUCUCUCAGUAGGUAGAAUGUUUGUUCUAACGAAUGUACAAAACAUGCGUGCUGAUCUCAAGUCUAAACAAGAAAAAUGUCAGAAAACUCUCGAAUUGCUACAAAAAAAAAAAGAAUUUCUUGCUAAGAGUUUAAAGGAUCAAGAGGAUAACUUACGCGAGUUGGUGAAACAAAAAAAAGAUUCUGGCACAAAGACCGUACAAUCUGAAUAAUAAUAAUAAAAAACAAUUUAAGCAUUACAUAA
Molecule: messenger RNA, 596 nt
Organism: Episyrphus balteatus (marmalade hoverfly)
Lineage: Eukaryota; Metazoa; Arthropoda; Insecta; Diptera; Syrphidae
Gene: Pfdn1
Product: prefoldin subunit 1
Exons: 4
Coding region: 175-564 (129 amino acids)
Biological process (GO): protein folding
Cellular component (GO): prefoldin complex; cytoplasm
Molecular function (GO): protein folding chaperone
Source: RefSeq, a predicted model, not a curated record